CGCCAGGGGCCGGCACCGCGGCGCAACGGGCCGCUCGUUGCUGAGGCCCCGCCAACCCUCGUAGCUCCGCGGCGCUCCGGGCUCGCGGCGGCGGGUACGAGCGUGCACUUCCUCAACCCCGCGGUGCUUCCCGGCAGCACUGCGGACAGAGGGGCUCCGAACCGGCCGCGCCUCCGGAGUUGGUGUCGGGGAGCCUGGAGGGCCGGGAGCGGGGAAGCGCUGUCCCAGCCACCGUGGGGCUCAGGGAGGUGGGAGCGAGUGGGCGCCGCCGAGGUACGAUACGAUAAGGUAUAACAAGGAUACAGUAGCUGUUACUGAACUGGCCAUGUCUUGAGGUACCUGCGUUUUUUUCUUACCCCGCCACAAACUUCUUCAGUGAAGUAGGAUCAAUGGGUGUAUAUGACUUUUCACCUCAUCUAAAGCGGUUCCAUGUCUUGUUUGGACUGUUCCUGUAUUCUACGUACACCGGUUGAGUCAAUCCGACCAGAAAAGCAAUCUCAGAGCAGCAGCCAUGAAUCCCUGGCUGAUUCAGAGCUAGCCUGGAUUCCCCCAUCUAAAGGAGGGAAUGAAAUGCUAUUUUGCUCUUCUGAUGUCUCUCACUAUGAACUGCAGGUGGAAAUAGGAAGGAGAUUCAACAACUUAACUUCAAUCUACCUUGCACGGCAUACCCCUACAGGCACACAAGUUGCCGUAAGGAUCACAGACCUAGAAAGCUGCUCAGAAGAGCAUCUGAAAGCCUUACAGAAUGAGGUGGUUUUGUCCCACUUUUUCCAGCAUCCCAACAUAAUGACGCUUUGGACAGUGUUUACAGCUGGUAGUUGGCUUUGGGUCAUUUCUCCAUUCAUGGCCUAUGGUUCUGCUCGACACCUGCUGAAGACUUACUUUCCUGAAGGAAUGAGUGAAGCUUUGAUAGGAAACAUUCUGUUUGGUGCAAUCAGAGGAUUAAAUUACAUGCACCAGAAUGGCUACAUUCACAGGAAUAUUAAAGCUAGCCACAUUCUGAUUUCAGGGGAUGGAUUGGUUUCUCUCUCUGGCUUAAACAACCUCUACAGUUUAGUUAACAAUGGACAAAAGUCAAAGGUGGUGUAUGACUUCCCCCAGUUUAGUACAUCUGUACUUCCUUGGCUGAGCCCUGAACUACUGAGACAGGAUUUGUCUGGGUAUAAUAUGAAGUCCGAUAUCUACAGCGUAGGAAUAACAGCAUGUGAAUUAGCCAAUGGACAUGUUCCAUUUCAAGAUAUGCCUCGCACUCAGAUGCUGCUGCAGAAGCUGAAAGGUCCCACAUACUAUCCUUGGGAUAUAAAUGCCUUCCCCCAUGGGGAAUCCAGAAUGAAGAAUUCCCAAUCGGGUGUUGAUUCUGGAAUUAGCGAGAGUAUGACACGCACAAUGACGAGCGAAAGACUACAAAACCCUGUUUCCAAAACAUUUUCCCCUGCAUUCUACAACUUGGUAGAACUUUGCUUGCAACAGGACCCUGAGAAAAGGCCAUCAGCACGCAGUUUGCUAUCUCAUACGUUCUUCAGACAGGUAAAAGAACAAACACAGAACUCACUACUGUCCCUGUUACCACCCCCUGUUCACAACAACAGAUCAGAGUUCUUGGCACUGCCCUCAGCGUCAGCUGGGGCUGAACUUGGAUAUAUUGCUGCAACUCAGCACGAUACAGACUGGGAAUUCUAAUCAGACACCAACAAUCAUACCUCUCCUGUGCUUCAAAGAAGGAAAAUGUGAUUUCUACUUGCUGCUUUAGUUUGUAUGGUUAACAUACAGUUAGAUGCAGUAUACUUGAAAAUGCAGUUGAAGUGACCAUGUUUCAUUAACUUCAUCAUACGUUUGUAUCAGGAAAUGCAAUAUGCCUCAUUUUUCAGAUGACAAGCAGAACUGCAUGUAGGAACAACUGAAUUCUUAUCUCCCUCCUUUGAAGUAUUUCAUAACAAAUAUGAAGGUUCCUGCUGUAUUUUUACUUUAUCCUGCACUUUUUAGCUCGUGUUACUGCAGUCCAAGUGCCUUUCUGAAUUCAAGCUUUGUCUUUUGUCUACAGUUUUUCUUCAAUAAUCUAUUUAUCUUUCACUGUUGCCUACAUUAUCAUAGUGAGGAGGAAUCUUCCAUUUUCAAGCCUGAAUUUGAAAAUGCAGAAAUGAGUUUCUUAUACAAAUGUUUCUCUCUCCUGCCUCCCAAAUGGUGUGUUGUGCAGUUGACAUGCUGUCAGUGUUUGCCCUGAGUUAGCUAUCCAUCAAGUCUUUCCUGCAGUUUCAGUACUGCAUGUUGACCAAAGAAGCGAGUUAAAAAUGCUCUUGCGUUUUUCUGCGUUCUUAAUACAGACUUGUGCUUUUGCAUCUCCAUUUACUGUUGCAUCAUCUUAACAAGCAAUUUGAGAACCUCUUAUAACGUAAAGAGAGUCUUAAGUUAUAACACAUAUGGGUUAAUUUUGAAGAGCUGUUAAAUGAUCUGAAGUCACUGUAUGUAUUUUUUGUUUAUACUGUGUAUCUGUCCCCCACCGAGUAUUAUCUGAACCUAAUAUUGUUUCCUCAAAAGUUACAAAACACAUUAAGCUUCACCAGUGUUGCUGCUUGCAAACAUCUUGUGCAGUUGGAUUCCCAUUAUUCGAUUCAGCCAGAGCACAAAUUCACAAGAAUCUGAGCGGUUUUAUUGUCUCUUUCCUGAUAAAAACUGCUCUUAUGCCCACAAAAGAACACUAACUUCUCAUGUCCCACACUACACCGAGCAACACAAGCAGCAUUUUUUCUUAAAUAAAAAAAAUUACAACUGCAACCUCAUCACGUUCUAGAAAAAUCUGUGUCCCGAGCCACUACUACUUGCUGACAUAUGUUCUGACAGUAGUGAAAAUGUACAGAUAGCAAAAGGACGCAUUUCAGUUUUUCAACACACGGAAAUUCCACUGUGAAGUGCUCAAACCUGACACAGCUGGGCUUACCUGCAACCAGCACUGUAAGUGCUACUGCUUUGCAAGCAGCUUCUCUUCAAAGCCUUGAAUGCCAAAUGACUGGAAGGUACAACCGAUUCUAAAUAAUCACACUGAAGUGUUACCAAAAUACUUGACACUACUCAUUAUGCUGUGAAAGGAACUCAUAGUUCAGAACAUAAUAGCUAAAACUAAGCUUAAGAGCCUCUCAAUAAACUUGCCCUGUCUGCCUCCGUGUAUUUCUGUAA
Molecule: messenger RNA, 3171 nt
Organism: Coturnix japonica (Japanese quail)
Lineage: Eukaryota; Metazoa; Chordata; Aves; Galliformes; Phasianidae
Gene: STRADB
Product: STE20 related adaptor beta
Biological process (GO): protein export from nucleus; activation of protein kinase activity; protein phosphorylation
Cellular component (GO): serine/threonine protein kinase complex
Molecular function (GO): protein serine/threonine kinase activator activity; ATP binding; protein kinase activity
Source: RefSeq, a predicted model, not a curated record